Effrenium voratum is the source of this 189-nucleotide messenger RNA. The record is from the annotation of a GenBank genome assembly. NCBI's taxonomy places the organism in Eukaryota, Dinophyceae, Suessiales, Symbiodiniaceae.
AUGCCGGGUAUUGAGACGACUCCAGAGCAGAGGCACCUCUCAGCGGCUCGCUCCCGAGAUCUUUGGCGCCAUCCGGAUCGAUUGCAUGUCACUGUCCAGUACUUCGGCAAGGAUGUCAGCAGGCAAGAGGCGGAGCAACUGGUGGGCAAAAGCUUCCCUGUGAAGGCCGCCGAGCGAGCCGCGGGAUGA